Messenger RNA from Aspergillus piperis CBS 112811, 1509 nucleotides. Its product is annotated as wax synthase family protein. The record is from RefSeq and is a predicted model, not a curated record. Lineage: Eukaryota; Fungi; Ascomycota; Eurotiomycetes; Eurotiales; Aspergillaceae. Bases 103 to 1356 code for a protein of 417 amino acids. The transcript is spliced from 3 exons.
UUAGAAGAGCAGCCAAAAGCGGGGUAGGAUUCAAUCAGUCAGUCAGUCCGUACAAUCAACCGAUCAGAUCCUCGAUUUGGUUAAAACAUCGUAUUUGUUCUUAUGGAUAUCGUUGCGUCUCUCUAUCCCGCUCUCUCAGAGCGCAAACCCCUUCCCACCUAUUACACGCCUGGCUGUCUCGGUCUCUCCCUGGUACCUUUUCUAGUAGAAAACAAAGGCUACUCAGCCUUCUCCACUUGGCCCUUCUUGCUCUACUUAUGCGUCAGCUGGCCGUGCUUCACUACUGGUGAUCCCUCUUCAGAUUACUACAAUAACAGCCAUUUCAUUGCCUUUCCGCUGUGGUACCUUGACUUUGUUUUCCUGACCCCAAGAGACGGCAAGGAUGCGCCUGCGUUCAUUGGCCGCCAACUUACAGAUGAAGAGCGUGGGGAUGAGGGGGGCGUUAUUACUGCCCAGGGCCAGUGCUGGAAGGAUUUAACGACGUUCUCACAGCGUGUGAAGUGGGCAUUCAGGCUGAUGCUGCCCGUGCAUAGGGGAAUUGGAUGGAAUUGGCAGGUGAAAGGCGUUCCUGCGGAUCCGCAUGCAAAGCUGCCAAGGUGGCAGUACGUGGGCUGGCAAAUGUGGUGGGUGGUGUUCUACUACGUGCAAUCUAUGGGGACGUUAGCCGGACUGGGUCUAGGAUGUGCCUUAAGAGCGCAAAUCAGAUCAGAUGAGCUACUCAAGACAGUUGUCGUCAAUGCUAUCGUGGGAUGGUCGGGUGCGGUGUGGAUAUGGGAUAGGCUGAAUUGCGCAUAUCGACUCGCGGCUGUCCUGGGUGUUGCGACAGGAGCGACGGAAACUUGGGAAUGGCCGCCUCUCAUGGGGCCAUUGAAAGACGCAUGGAGCGUGAGGCAGAUGUGGAGUGCAACAUAUCACCAGGUAUGCCGCAGGCUGCUAUCGCAACCAUCAAAACGUCUUGUUCGUUUCCUACGUCUCCGCAAGGGUGGUUUAGCGUCUAGCUACAGCCAAUUGUUCAUCUCGUUUGGGAUAAGCUGCCUUUUCCACCAGGCCCAGAUGUUCAAUUUCACUCGCCGCGACAUGGGCGAGCUGGCCUUCUUCAUGUCGCAGCCUUUGGCCAUCAUGGUGGAGGAUCUGGUGCGCUGGGCAUGGAAGAAAACUGACAUCUCUGGAAAGAGCAUAUAUUUUGAGAAGGUGGUCGGGUAUAGCUGGACCUUUGUCUGGUUCUCGAUGAGUCUACACUUAUACAUAAGUGGACUUGUGCAGGCGCGCGUUAUGAAAGACUGGCUGUUUGGAUACACACCUUUAGAGAUUGGUGAUGAUGCUAGACAGCAGCUACUUAUGUGGUUACGUGUAUAAGCUGAGUGGUAUGGGCGCUAGGGCAUGAUGUGAGACUUCUACCCAUUUCUCAUCAGCCUUCGGUAUAUAUCGAGUUCCAGGUAUCCCUCUCGGCUCCACCUUAUUUUAUUAGAUCAUCUAGAGGAUUAUUAAUUCGAUUCACUCUUUUACUGU